AUGGAAACGUUUAAGCCCCCGAGUGCAUUGAAUUUGACGGGAAACUUGCGCGAGAACUGGAGGCGAUGGAUUCAGCGAUUCGAGUUGUUUUUGACUGCGUCAGGGAAAGUCAAAGAAACGGAAAAAGUCCAGUGUGCAAUUUUACUUCAUCUCAUCGGUGAUGAAGCCCUCGAAAUCUACAACACGUUUACGUUUGGCGAGGGCGAGGAUCGUGAUAAGUUGAGCGUGUUGAAGAAGAAAUUUGAAGAUUAUGUAAAUCCUCGAAAGAAUACUGUAUUUGAACGAUAUAAAUUCUGGGAAUGCAAACAACAAGAAGGUGAAACAAUCGACCAAUUUAUAACGGAGUUGAAAACACGAGCUAAUUCAUGUGAAUUUGGUGAUCAAACGGACAGCAUGAUUCGAGAUCGUACAUUAUUUGGGGUGAGUGAUAUUCGAUUAAAAGAACGAUUGCUUCGUGAAUCGUCUGAACUCACUCUUGAAAAAGCUGCAAGUUUGUGCCGAGCGGCGGAAGAAAGUGCGAAACAGCUCAAAGAGCUUCGGAAGCAAAAUGUUGAUCCAACUGAACCGGAAGUUCACGUCGUAAAGAAACCCACUCGAGGUGAGUUGCUAUUUGAUUGUAAUAGAUGUGGAACUAAGCAUGCAGUAAGAUCUUAUCCUGCAUUUGGAAAACCUUGCCACAAAUGUAAAAAUCCCACUUCGCACGAAUGUGUCAAAUGUCAAGAAAUUCUUCUGUUGACGAAGUGUCAGAAAAUACAUGGGGAAGCUAACACUAGAAAUGACCCAACACACUCGAGUCAAAUAGUUUAUUUAUUGGGACCAUAACUAGCCCCACAACAAGUUCUGCAUGGCUUGUGAGUGUGGGUAUAAAUGGAACACAAGUUCGAUUUAAACUUGACACUGGAGCUGAAGCCAAUGUUAUGUCAUUUAAUGUGUAUUCAAGUCUAAAGAUUAGUACAUCCCUGCAGAAAACUGAUGUGGUUUUAACCUCAUAUGGGAAUUUUAAAGUCAAACCGGAGGGGAAAGUUUUCCUGAGAUGUGUCAUCAAUGGUCAGUCUGAAACAGGGUUUAUUUUAAGAAAAAUUUAGAACUGCACAAAUAGGGAUGUUACGAAGGCAACAGGUGUUUGACGGAGGGGGGGAGGGGUCGAAGAAUUUUUUACCUGCAUAUAGGUUGCAGAGUAAGGGUGUGGUUGGGUGGCAGAAUUGGUGAAUUGGAGAAAGGCCACACAAACACGAUUUUGGGUGGGGAAGCUAGGAGGUGUUUCCCAAAACAAUUUGAAUCUAGAGGCUCUUGAGUCCUGGCAAAGAUUUGUUUUACCCAACCACUCACAAAAACUGUUUCAAAACAUGUAACUGGGAAUCAUGGAUAUUCAAUAUAUAACAACCUUAAAUUUGCAUUUGAGGCAGCAAAGAAUAUUAGGUUCUCCCACUCUAAUCUCUUUUGGGAGCUUCGCUCGCCCCAAUUUUACCUUCUUUUUCAUUACCCCAGCACGAAAGUGAUUUGUGAGAAAAAUAGGAGGGUCUGGAGUUCUCCCCCAGAAAACGUUUAUAUUUUUUAUUAUUAUUAUUUAUUUUUAUUAUUAAACUUUAUUUAAAGAAGGUUUUGUAAGUUCGGUGACUGCACAUUUGUGUUUUAAGAACUGCACAAAUGGGUUUAGGACUGCACAUUUUGUGUAGAACUGCACGUUAAAAUAAACCCUGGUCUGAAAUGCUACCAUUCUUUGUUGUUACUGUCCAGUCAACCCCAAUACUAGGUUUGCAGGCAUGUGAGAAAUUAAACCUGGUCAAGAAAGUCAAUGAAGUGGCCCCAUCACCUUCCACUAAAGAACACAUUAUUCAUGAUUACCCAGAGGUGUUUGAAGGGCUUGGCUCCAUGGACGGAGAAUAUCAUAUUGUUGUUGACAAGACUGUCAAGCCUGUCAUCCACCCACCACGAAAGGUUCCCUACAGCAUACUGGGAAAGUUAAAAGAGAAACGUUCGCAGCUUGAAAAAAUUGGUGUUGUGCAGAAAGUUGAAAAACCGAGUCCAUGGGUUAACAGUCUUGUAUAGUCGAGAAAUGUGAUGGGUCUCUGCGGUUAUAUUUGGAUCCUCGUGAUCUGAAUAAGGCUAUUCAACGGGAGCAUCAUAGAAUUCCCACAGCAGAGGAUAUUGUCACUCGCCUUGGUGGUAAGAAGUUAUUCGCCAUAGUGGAUGAAAAAGAUGGGUUUUGGCAGAUCCACCUAGAUGAAGAAAGUCCCCAUCUCUGCACCUUCAAUACACCCUUUGGUCGCUUCCGCUUCACGAGAUUACCAUUUGGUGUGUGUUCAGCUCCUGAAGUGUUUCAGAAGAAGAAUGAAGCAUUGUUUGGUGAUAUUGAUGGUGUCGAGGUGAUAUUUGAUGACAUAAUUGUGGCAGCGCAGGAUGAAAAAGAGCAUGAUGAAAUUAUGGCAAAGCUGUUGGAAAGAGCAAAAGCUUCAGUACAAAGUCAAAGAAGUGAAGUACAUGGGUAACAUUGUAUUUGAAGCCAGAUGGCGAGAAAGUUCGUGCAAUUCUGGACAUGCCCUUACCUAAGUCAAAGGAAGAAUUGCGAAGAUUCCUUGAAAUGGUUAAUUUUUUCUCGAAGUUUAUUCCAGGUCAAUCGAGUAUUACUGACCCUCUACAGCAGUUGUUAAAGAAAGAUUCAGUUUGGGACUGGUCCCAUGAACACACUGGUGCAGUAGAGCAACUGAAACAGAUCCUCUCAAGUCAGCCUGUCCUGAAAUUUUUUGACUCAGCAAAGCCAGUCAAGUUGCAAGUUGAUGCUUCGAAAGGUGACCUUGGAGCUUGCCUUCUACAAGACGGACAUCCCGUUGCAUAUGCAUCCCGGUCACUGAGCUCUGCUGAGGAGAACUAUGCGCAAAUUGAAAAGGAGUUAACCGCAGUUGUCUUCGGAUGUGAAAAAUUUCACUGCUAUGUUUAUGGUAAAUCAAUUGAUAUAGAUUCUGAUCACAAGCUCCUUGUUUCCAUCUCCAGAAAACCUUUGGUACAAGCUUCCCCCAGGCUCCAGCGAUUGUUGCUCCGACUACAAAAGUAUGAUGUCACCAUCAACUACCUUCCAGGAAAAUAUAUGUAUGUUGCAGAUGCACUUUCAGGAGCAUUUCUUCCUGAUGGCCCUGUUCCUGAUGAAAUGAAUGAUGAUGAUGUAACGAAGAUGAUCCAUAGCCUCGUUGAAAACCUCCAAAUGACAGUUGAGAAGCUUGACGAAUUGAAAUCAGCAACAGUAGAAGAUGAAUUCCUGCAGCAGUUAAUCCAAUUCAUCAAAGACGGAUGGCCUAGUCAAGUGAAUAGUCCAUCGGCUGUUGGUCACUAUUGGAAAUUUCAAGACGAAAUCUAUGAAGCCAAUGGGUUGUUUUUCGGGCAGAAAUUAAUUAUUCCAGAGAAGCUGAGACCAGACAUUCUUCGUCGAAUUCAUGAGAGCCAUCUGGGUAUGGAAAAAUGUAAAUCGAGGGCUAGAGCAGUAGUCUAUUGGCCCGGAAUGUCAGCGGACAUUAGAUUAGUAGCGAAAUGUUCAACUUGCCUGAAGCACCAAAGAAGCAAUCAGAAAGAGCCACUAAAGCCACACACAGUGCCUGCCAGAGCAUGGCAAAAAUUGGGAACAGACAUUUUUGAAUAUAAGUCGACCAAGUCCAAUUUAGUAAUUGUGGACUAUUACUCGAAAUUUCCAGAAAUUUCUCUCCUCUCAUCAAGUCAAGCUGUCAUUACCAGUAUGAAAUCAGUAUUUGCCCGACACGGCAUCCUGGAUGAAGUUGUCGCAGAUAGUAUGCCCUUUUCAAGUAAGGAAUGUUUACAGUUUGCACAAGAAUGGGGAUUCAAAAUUUCAACGUCCAGUCCUCAUUACUCCCAGUCAAAUGGCAUGAGUGAGCGUACAAUUCAAACCAUCAAGAAUCUCCUUCGUAAAGCUGAUGAUGAAGAAAACGAUUCCUACAUCGCCCUCCUGGAGUACAGGAAUACUCCAAUCACAGGAAUGCAAGAAUCGCCAAUCUAGUUAUUAAUGAGUCGCAUGCUAAAGUCGAAGUUGCCUACGACUACGGCUCUCCUUCAGCCCAAAGUUCAAGAAAAUGUUCGUGACAAAUUUAAGCAACGUGCCGAGAAGCAAAAAGAGUACUUCGACAGAAAUGCAAAACCAUUGCGACCUGUAAAGAUGUAUCAGUCUGCCCGAAUUCGAAGAGGAAAGGUGUGGGAGCCAGCAGUUAUAACAGGUAGGCAUAAAGCACCUAGAUCCUUCAUAGUAAUCACACCACAAGGUGGAGUGUAUCGUCGUAAUCGCAGACAUUUAUUACCCACUAGUGAGCCUCCACCUAACAAUUUAGGACCAGACUACGAUGAAGAAAUUGUUAUGCCUGAGCCUAGACCAAAUAACGUUGUUGACCCAGAACCUGUAAGGCGCACCAGCAACCGCGCAGUUAGACUGCCUGAACGACUCAGGAAUGACUAUGUUAUGGAAUGACUAUCUUAAGCUGUUUACAUUUAUCAACUUUAAUAUUGUUGUUGUGUUACUUGGAGCAUUGCAGUUCUUGCAAGAUACUCGGUGUUAUGAAGUGUGACCUUAUUACCGAACAAUUGAAGCUAAUUAGCUGUUGAACAAAAUGUAGCUUUAGUAAGAAAGGGAGAUGUCAUAAUUAUGUUCAUUUAUGAUAAACACGUGAUCAUGAUUAAAGUUGUUGUUGAACAUGGCGUUGUUGUUGAACAAUGUUGUUGAACAUUGUUAUAUAUGACAGUAUUAGUAUAGUCUUAAAUCAAUUGCAAUUAAGGUUUUUUAAACUGCGAAAAUUGAUUUAAUAAACGCUCUAUCUGUCUAGCAUAAUAAUAAUGAGAACAGCGAGAGCAAUCAUAAGAUAGCGAUAACGAAAACGAAACGAUACAACACAACAACAACGACGACAAUAGUAAAGAAGGACAACCGCAACAACAACACCAGCAAUGGUAACAACAACGACAACGGCUACAACAACAAAAAUAAUAAAACACUAAUAACAUCACAAACAAUAAUAAUAAUAGCAUUAACACACCUCUCUUGCGUUUACAAAUAUAACGACGAGGAGCAGAACAUAGUUCAGUUGACCACGCCCCAUCUGUUCUCAUGCCCAUCAAUACUGUACAAUCUUUCCAUGGUCGAUUUCUGGAAUUUUUCUGUAUCCAGUUUCGGUAGUCUGCUUCGGAACUGUCUGACCAUUUAAAGACGUUUUCCGACUUGCGAUCAUUUAAGCCAAUCCACACCGCGGACUUGGCAACAGAGCUGAUUUCUUUUGUUAAAAAAACAUUUUCGCUCUCGUUCUGAAUACUGACCAAAGAGGAAAAAUCACCAAUUGAUUUACAUGCCUGUUUCGCCGCAGUCCAGUUCUUAAACUGAGAUUCAGCGAGAUUGAAUUGAUAGCAGUGAUCGCCGAACAAAGUCCAGUCGCCAGGACAUCCAUUUUUACCUGAUAAAUCAAAAUUGAGAGGUUUUUUUAUUUCAACUAAAUGUUUGGAUAAAACCUUAACUAUAACAUUUUUGAUAAUACAUUUACGUAUCCAUCGUUCUAUUUAUCAUAUAGAAAAAAUGACAAUACGAUUACAAAAAAGCAAUUGAUACAAAUCUUAUCUUAUCCCCGAUCAAGCCAACGGAGCGAUGGCGGGUGUAAGCGCGGGGCGAGGGUACUGAUUCUGCUGGGCUAUUUAAUUCCAGGAGAACGAAUUCAAAGUACUAGCGAGUUUAAGGUACCCCGGUUUCGGUGUACGGGUACAGGUAGCAUGAUUUUGGUUAGAAAUAUUUUCGUCGAUGUCUGUACCUUUACUCGUAAUUAAGGUGCACAUUUUUCGCAUUAUAUCAUUGUCUAUUGCAAGAAAACAGAAAAAGAAUGAUCGGACAUCAGUAAAAACUAGCAAGAUGACACUACUCGUAUAUACCCGUACACCGAAACCGGGGUAUCUUAAGGUGGCUCGAUAUGGUUAUCACAAAAACUCUGCUCAAGAAUUGCGAACAAAACUGGGUGACCAUUCUCACGCGCAGGUCGCGGAAACUGAUUAACAAAAUGAAAGAACUUCCAAAAUGACCUGACGUGAGCAUUUGCUCGCGCCAUCCUACGUUAUUGCGCGUGUUCUAGAGCGUUUUAUGUCAAUUGCUGGCGUCAUUAGAAUUUUUCAUUUUAGAAAAACAAUGCGCUAUAUCUCUCUAUUUUGUCUGGUGACUUAUGUUCAAAUUUUACAUGCUGUAUUGCACCGCUAAAAACUUUCAUUAUACAAAAAAUAAAAAAAUUCUGUAAUGCCAAAAACAUUUUACCGAAGAGUACGACAUUUUCGUAUUUUCCAGAAAAAUGGCAUUACAGAUUUUUUAAAUAUUUUGCUAAUUGUUAGCUUUUCGUUCAAGUAAAAUAAUGCACGAAAAAGAUUUGGGGGUCACCAUGUUUCUUUUCCAGCUAUACCAGGCGAUAUGCCAUUUUGGACUAAAUUUUGUACACGUAUGUUGUCAUAGCAACGAACUAUCUGUUACUGAAACUAAUAUAAUUUGAAAGUAGAGAUAUCAAAAUAUGUAAAAAAACCCAAUAUCUGCUGAAUAAAUCCCAAAACUGCGCUGGUUUGAACAUUUCAAAGUGUUGAACAACUGAAUUUUUGAAAAAUGUAUCGAGCCACCUUAAACUCACUAUUAGCGAAGUCUAGUACGGUGAUUAAUAAAAGCGUGUCUUUGUUUCACAUGGUGUCAUGGGUGUAUGUACUACUGAUCUCAAAAAUAUGGGGAAUUCCAGGAGUGAAAUAAGUAAGUAUGAUUUGCAGGGGGGGGGGAGAAACCCGACGAGCAGCCAAACAGUUUAUUUAUUUCUGCUUCAAACAUGUACAAAAGAUCAGGGAUAAUAGACUACAGAAAAUCGUAAAAACCAAGGCAAGUUUGUUUUAAUAUUUGAUGUAACUAUUGUUGGAUUUAAAAAAACUGAUGUUGAGGAAAAAUGAAAAUUACCCGCUUUUGUAUUACUUUGGAUUAUUAAUAAAAGUCAUUUAUUUUAAACUGACAAAGUUUAUCGAUAAAAGGCAGUUUAGUUUUAUGUACAUUUAAUAACGUUUUGCAAAGCAUUGGUGUAAGUUGAAUUUUACUAUUAAAUCGAAGCUUAUAUUACGCAUAAUAAUAUACCUAAUAUUCAACUAUUUGCGAAAUUGAUAAUUUUGUAAACAAAAUUACAUAAAGUAAGCGGCAAUGAUUAACGACUGCCGACACGCAUUUUUAACAUGAUUGUGGACUCGUAUUUUGCAAAUAGGCGGGAAUUUUAUUCAAAACAGUGAAAAAUAAACAAGAACACAAGGAAAAACCGUGUAAUGGACCCUACUUCGUCUUCGAGAAAUCGUCCUGUGCAAAAAUAUAUUCUGUUUUCGUGAAAACACCAAAGCGAUAGCGUUUGAAGAGUUUAUAUUGUCAGAAAACAUUCACAGGGAAGAUAACGAUUGAAAAUCCAAGGUAAGCGUUACGUUGCUUUUCAUUGUUGUUUUACUGAAACAUGUUGUUCACUCCUAUACAAACGCCAUUUUUAACUACGUUUUGGAUAGUUAACUAUACCGUAAAGCAUAGUUAACUUUAACUACUAUUUCACUACUUUUUAACUGCAGUUAAAAAGUAAUGAAAUGGUAGUUAAAACUAGUUAAAGUUAGCGCUAACUACGCUUUUAUACAACCAGCCCCUGGCAAAUAAAACAUGUAUUGUGUUUGUAUGAAUUAUAUACCUCCCCCUGCAACUUCAUGAUCAUAUAUACACUGUUAAUUUCAAGGAGUUAUUUUAACUCCACCAUAGGAGUUAAAACUACUCAACUCGGGAGAGUAAAAAUUGUGGAGUAAAAUCUACUCCCAAAAUAGAGUUAAAACUACUCCACUUCGGCGCGCAUUCUACAAUUUACUCCAUCAGGAGUCAAUUUUACUACUUAGGAGUAGAAAUUAUGGAGUAAUUUGUACUCCUUAAAAUUUUACUCCAGGGGUCGUUUCAACUCCCAAAAAAGAGUAAAAUUGUUCUGGAUCUGGAGUAAAUUAUUACAAUAUAUAAUUAAUGUGCCUGAGAAUCCAAGAGUUUUUCUGCUGGAGGCUAUAUUAAAGUAUUGAAUACAGUCAGAUGCGAAAAGCACGAAGUUCGAGAUAUAAAGUCUUUUUUUUUAAUUUUACGUUUAUGGUUACUCGAAUGUUGCCAAGUCAGAUUGAUGCCAUUGAUGUAUUAUACUGUAUAUCGGCUCUCUGUAUCGGCUUCCGUCGCACGCGACGAUCGAAUGUAGCCAGAAAUUUAUUUAUUUAUUUAUUUAUUUAGCUUUGCCAACUAGGGCAGGGUCACCACAACAGCAUAUGCCAAUUACUGUGGGCCCUUUUUUACCUAACCCACCCUGUCAACUUUCCCUGUGGGAGGAAACCGGAGUACCCGGGGAAAACCCACAGCUUUCGGCAGAGCGUUGACUUUUACCCUUUUCACAUGGGGACUGGGUUCGAGUCGCACUGAGAAGGUACUUAAGUGAGGCUCGAACCUGCAGCCUCAGAGGUGAAAGGCAAGUGCGCUAACCACUUGGCCACCGAAGCCCCUUAAAUUGAAAUUGUCAGCAAGUCAUCUAUAUUUUUUUAUUUGCUGGCCUAAAUCUGUAAUUUGAACGUGUGGAAUGUUCUGCGGCUGAUUUCUGCUGAAUAUAAUUUGCGACAAGUGGAAGUUCCAGAUUUUCAACCAAUUAGCAUGCUUAGAAUAUAUCACGUGUUGUAGUAAUUCGAUAUGGUUCACACCAGUGGUUCACACAAAGACCAAGCGCCAAGUUCAAUCCUUCGGGAGCAAACAUUCAAAGGGGGAAUGAUAUUUAUUCAAAUUUUCUACUUAUAAAGUUCCAAAGAGCUAAUAAGAUACAUGGAAUUUGUUUUCAAAGGUAUGUUUAUUGUGUAUUUACUUAUUUGUGUGCGGAAAGUUACUUGAUAUACUGUAUAGUUAUAUUUUUAAAUCGAAGACGAAGGCCUGCAUUUUAGUCGCUUCGCCGCCGAUUUGCCGAUCUAGACGUUCAGUUUUAAUUUUCGAUUAAUUUGUAUUAGCAGAAGUCCAUAAGUCUAAUCUACAGUCUCUAAUUAUAUGUGUUGUUAGCCCCGUUUACACGAGCAAAUUUUAUUUGACAAAUUUCAUUUCAUCAAAAGCAUAAUUGUUCAAAUGCAUUUGUCACAAAUUUAUCAUCUACACGAGCAAAAUAUCUCUGACAUAUGAAAUUUGUCAAAAAAAAUUUGCUCGUGUAAACGGGGCUUAAAAUUUGUGUGAUAUACAUGUAUGUUGUAUUUCGUGUUAAAUAUGUAUACUUUAAUAUAUACGUGAUCUGUUCGAAAUGCAGUCACAUUUGACAGCAUUGCAAUAGCCCAUCUAAUAUUACCCAGUGUAUGGCAUGUGCUUGCUGUGGUAGCCCUCCUAUCGGCUAUCAGUCAGCCUAAAACAUGUGUAAGGGGCUGCUUAUAUAGAGGCGAGCCACCCAGGUAACCUGGCUAUAGCUCGCUUUCCCUGGAUGAAUGUCUAGUUACAUGAGCCUCUUUAGAUGGGCGGCUUGCCAAAACAAAUCACCCAGACUGAGUUAUAUAGUACAAGCACAUUUUGCAAUAAAGUGAACCAACAAGUGAUCAAUCACUCAUACUUUUGCAGACAGUCUCGAAAUGUAUAAACUGACAAAAAUAAUCACAGAGAUCUUUUUACCCAGGGCCCAGGGGUAAUACUGUGCCAAAUCGUGGGUGAUUGUAUAUAAUUUAUAUGGAAAAUCCUAGCUUGGCAUUAGCAAGAUUUUGGGACAAUGAAUUUUGGGUCAAUUAUGCACAGGUCUAUUUUAAACACCCUUUACCAGAAAAGUUGUAUUCAUUUGGAUGAUGUUAGUUCAAUUGCAUGCUUACAUUAAAUGAGUAAAAGCAUUUGAAUUUUGUAUUUCUUGCUUUGUAUAUAUGCAAACAACCAAAAAUAGCAAAUUCAUUGUCAAUCAAUCAAUAAUUUUUAUUUUGUGUGUGUUGGUGUUAUAAAAUGUACUCAGGUGAAUAUAUGAUGUUUGUGAUGUUACUGUGAGCAAGCUGAAAAGUUAGCUUGGCCACAGUGGGAAUCGAAAGGUCUGUGACCGUGGCCAAGCUAACUUUUCAGCUUGCCCAGUGUGGAUGCACACUCAGAGAGAGAGUCAGUGGCGUAGCCAGCCCGACAAUUUAGUCCCGCUAUGCAAAUUCAAAAUUAUUAUCAUUAUUCAUUUCUUUAGAAAUUGAUUGUUUUCACAGUCAAUGAACAUGAAAAUAUUUGCAUAGCGGGACCAAAUAGUCGGACUGGUUAUGCUACUGGUGAGAGUAACAUCACAAACAUCAUAUAUUCACCUGAGUACAUGACACCAACACACACAAAAUAAUCGUAUCAUUGAAUACCCCUGUACACUGAUAUCGAAGGAACUAGACUCAGUUCCAUAUGAUGCCUAAUAUAGGACAAGAAAUUUUAACUUUCGUGUUUAUUCCUAGGAGUAAGGGGGACUAAUGAAUGUAGUGGUCGUCGCCCUGCAGUGUUUCCGGUUAUUAUAUUAUUCUCAAAUUUCAAGACUUCAAGUAUCUUAUAUUAUCGAGUAACCCGAGUUUCGACCACGUUUUGUUCUGUUUAUUCACUAGUUUAAAAGCUAUAUAAUAUACAUAUACAUAUGUAUUGUGUUAAAAAGCUUUCCGAAUGGAAAAAAAAGAAAGAAAGCGAACCCGUUUACGAUGGAGAACGUACAACGCCGCUGUUCCGAAAACCAAGCAAAAAUUGCAAGCGUCAAAAAUCAUUUCCAUGCUUUGCGCGAUACAUGCUUGUCGGAUUUCCUUCAUGUCGGUCUUGACGAAGAAGAAGCGAUAGUUUUGUUGGCGACGAAGCUCACAACAAACGGAGUAGUAGCUUUGCGAAAUGCUGUGUGUUUUGUACCGAACAAUAUCGUGUCGCAACCUCGGGGUUGUGCAGUUGGGCUACGCACAGCGCUCAUCCAUCAAGUGUUGUCGAAAUCGCACCCUUUGCCGUUUGCUACUAUGACGGAGAAAGAUCUCGACUCAUAUUUAACCUUUUUUGAACGCCACUGUCGUCAAUUCAUUGUUUCGAAUUCGCUAAACAAGGAGCACAUUUUUAGUGCAUUUCAGAAAGCCAGCGGCGGUCUGUUGGCAUCCAUGUUUUUAUCUCCGCCUGUAAAUUCCUGUUUGAGUUGUGACGGCGGCCUGACGAUGCACAAUUCACCAUCAAGUGCAAGAUUAUAUGGCAUGAGUGGUCCAGUUGCUGUAUCGAAAGUGACACUCGAAUGCAAACAUUGUGACAUUAAAUAUGGUAUCACCAGAUAUUCCAGCAAGGAUGGGUCCAGAUACUAUCCAAAACAUGUGGCUGAUAACAUCACUGUAGUGGAGGUCACCAAUUGCACAUACAUGCAUGUUGAUUUGUACAUGUGGAUUCCAUCUUUAAGGUAUGACUUCUUGUGCAAUUUCAUUUUUUUUGCUUAAUACUUAGUAUCCCACAAAUACCUGACAACAUGUCAUCACUGUAGUGGACGUCAUCACUGUAGGUCUACAUACAUCAUAUUAAAUUAAUUACAUGUGUUUUAACAAUUAUAUUUGUAACUCUGUUCAUUUAAAAAACAAAACAAGGAAAACUACCGUGCUCACUUCGGAUGAAAACAUUGACGAAAAGCUGUGACACACUUUGCUUUUAUUGCAGAUAGUUUUUCGUUGUAAAUACAAUAUAUAAUAUCGACUGCCCGGCCAUGGGGACAAGUAAGAGUAAAAAUGCCCCACACUGUCCGGGGUCGCACCUGGAAUUGACUGAUACAUUAGUAUCCAACAAAUACCGAGGUUGUCAACUCACAAAUUAAAACAAUACUUUGCCCUGUGUUCUCCCUAUUUUUCAGUUUUUACAGCUUACUUUUAGUUAUUUAAUGUAAUUAUUAUUUUUAAUUAAUAUACUAGUAAUCAUUCCUGGGUAUCCUUCAGUGGGUUUUCUGAAACUUACAAUGAGGUGUAUCACAAAGAAAUUGAGGUGUACAGAAGUAAGUAAAUGAACAGGCUACUCAGAUUAUCAAUGCAAAUUUCAGGUGCAAAUUCCCUCUGUUUGAUUCUGUUUUGGAAAAUUUCAAGAAGCGAGAAAGGGGGAGGGAGAGGGUGGAGUCCUCGAUUGGUACUGAACUAUUGUAUAAGUGAAGCAAUUUAAUUGGCAUCAUUGAUUGGGCCCCUUUGAUCCUUGUUCAAAAAGCUAUAUCUGCCUGCUUUCUCAUAGUCGUUGUAAUUUCUUAAAAGAUGACCUGCUCAUGUUUAUCUUCAGUAUUCUGUUUUUAAUUGAUUGGAUGUAAAAUGAUGUCAUUCACAGUGAUAUGCAAUUAGUAUCCACCAUGAAUUAGAAGCAAACCUUUCAUAUUAUUCAACUUAUUGCCAGUUUAUGUUUGUCGGGGUGACCCGUCUCUAUAAUUAUUUGCUUCACAGAAAUUUAAUUAACAAAUAUAAUUGGUACAAUCAAUUUGUUGUUUGUUUUUUAGAAUUGGAUCAAAAAGGUGGUUGCAGGUAUUCAGAUCCUGGAAUGCUGUGAAAGGGCCCUGCUGGACCUGUUGGAACAUUCUAUUGGGUGAACAUCAAAUGAUGUGUGGAGUGAAAUGAAAUGAAAUGAAAUUUCGAUUCAGUGUGACUGAUAUAAUUGGAAUGGUAUAGAUAAUGAUGAUUUUAGUGAAUUAUGUUAUGAUGCAUGGACUGUGAUGAUGUUGGUGAAGCUUGACUUAUAACAUAGAUAUAAAGUGAUGAUACUGGUGAUAUAUGAGUUGUAAAAUGAUAUGAAAUAUAAGUGAUACAUAAGUCUGAACAUUCAAGCUAAAAUGAGACAUGAAUAGUAAAACUGUGACGUGUAUGACUCGAUUGAUUGUUUUUGUGAAGAUCGCGCAGGCAUAACCCGGGUGCGUUUGCGGACACGCCGCAGGGGAUAUUCGAAGACUAUCCCAUAUACAGGAUGUGUUUAUGUAUUCCUAACAACAAUAUAUUGAACUAGCCGAAGGGUGUCGAUGACAGAAAUUUUCCUUUGACGGUGCGCGAAAAGAAACAUUUGAUGAGGCCUCUUGUUGGUAAAGCAAGGUUGGCCACGGCAGUUGGCGCUGGGUCUAUUAUCGAGGUCAAUGGUACCUUUGGAAAAAAGCCUUGGAAUAAUAACAGAAGUUAACCAGAUGCAUUAAAUAUUUACAACUAAAUCAUUUUUUAUUAACAUAGCCAUAGACAUAGUCAUAAAUAGAAGGCAAGUAGCGUGGGCAAUCAUGACACAAUUUAUCACUUCGAAGAACUAUUUUACGACGAUUGUGAUUAAAUUGAAUUGCUACAGUAGUUGCUACGUAAUUUAGUUUGAACUAACCAAAUCAUGCUUAUGAUGUUACUCUAAGUGUGUAUCCACACUCAGAGUAACAUCACAAGCAUCUUACUCACCUGAGUACACUACACCAAAACAACAAAUGACCAAAUCAUGUUCUGACACAUGAUUUUUAUUACUCACAUAAUACAAGGUAGAACAAGGCAGUUAUUCGAUUAGGUGUUUGUGAUGUCAAGAAUUUAUAUAACGGGCAAGGUCAAGUUAGAAAACAUACACUUCCAUUUGGGGUGAGGCGGUUUUUCGGUAAACCGAAAAAAAACACGAUGUUUUUUGAAAACUGAAAUACUCGAUGGUACUUUUGAAGAAAAACCGGAAAAACUGAGGAAAAACGAAAAAAAUCGGUAUUUUACUAAAAUGGAACCAUACUUAUACGAGUUUGUUGCAGAUGAAUCCAGUUUUGGCAUUUACACACGAAAAACUAAACUCUUCAAAAUAUAAAGUCUUCAAAAUAUCUUACGUUUAAUAUCUUGCGUGAGUACUGAGUGAGUAGCGUGUUGUGCCUUUUUACUGUAGUUUCGAUUUUCGAACGUAUUUUUUAUUUUUUUUAAAAAACCGGUUUCGGUUUUUUUUUAGAAACCACCUCACGCUACUUCCAUUGUAAGUUGUAACAGCAUAAAAACAUUGGUAAACACGUAUACUUUCUAAUUAGCUUUAAUACUACUUUAAUACUAAAGUUCCGAUAAACAAUUCUGUUUUUACACAAACGUAUUCUGAAGUCGUUCGUUCAUGUUGAUUUCUUUGUAUUUUCACCCGCGCAUGUAGCUAUUACCUAAUCACAAAGUUUCUUUUUUCCCUUCGUUUUUCAUGCAGCAUUUGUUUUAUGUACAUGUACUUAGCCCUUAUAGGAAAUUUGCAAGCAGUUUCUCUAUAGUUUGACAUAUUACUAUUAAUUUGAUUAUUGUUCACAGGUAUGGAGCGGCAUUCAUUCAUUCAUUCAUUUAUUAAUUAUUCACCAUAUAAUACAAUACAACUAUACGCUAAUCCGCAAAUAGCAAAUGCUAAUCGAGGCUAUGUCGCUCAUAUAACUUUUAUCUUAUCCAAACGGAGCUAACUUAAAUUUUGAUAGGUCAUACAUGCGAUUUCACGAAAUAUUGACUGAGUCUGAGAUAUCAUGCAGCGUUUAAACUUGGCUAAGCAUUCUCGCAAGAGUCAAAAAUUAGUCAAAAAUGACCGAUUCAACUAACGUGAUAACAUAACGCUGGGCAUCGCAAGUGUUACUUACUGGGAGAGCUAUAGUGGUGACUAAACGCCAAGAUUUACUGUGGCCAUCAAUUUCAGAUUUGACAGUGUCCAAUUUUUUUUGUGGCUAGUUAAAAUCAAUAUCAAAUUUGGAGUAUAUGCUACAUCAUCUUAUUCCUCUAGUACUUGGCCAGGAUACCAUUAUAAUACCUCUUACUACCUUAUUCCUUUUGUACUUGGCCACAUAUAUACAAUAUCAUUAUAAUACCAUUAGACUCUUAUUCCCUCUUACUCCCUUAUUCCUUUAGUACUUGGCCACAAUAUCAUUAUAAUACCAUUAGACUCUUAUUCCCUCUUACUCCCUUAUUACUUUAGUACUUGGCCACAAUAUCAUUAUAAUACUAUUAGACUCUUAUUCCCUCUUACUCCCUUAUUACUUUAGUACUUGGCCACAAUAUCAUUAUAAUACCAUUAAACUCUUAUUCCCUCUUACUCCCUUAUUACUUUAGUACUUGGCCACAAUAUCAUUAUAAUACCAUUAGACUCUUAUUCCCUCUUACUCCCUUAUUACUUUAGUACUUGGCCACAAUACCAUUAUAAUACCAUUAGACUCUUAUUCCCUCUUACUCCCUUAUUCCUUUAGUACUUGGCCACAAUAUCAUUAUAAUACCAUUAGACUCUUAUUCCCUCUUACUCCCUUAUUACUUUAGUACUUGGCCACAAUAUCAUUAUAAUACCAUUAGACUCUUAUUCCCUCUUACUCCCUUAUUACUUUAGUACUUGGCCACAAUACCAUUAUAAUACCAUUAGACUCUUAUUCCCUCUUACUCCCUUAUUACUUUAGUACUUGGCCACAAUAUCAUUAUAAUACUAUUAGACUCUUAUUCCCUCUUACUCCCUUAUUACUUUAGUACUUGGCCACAAUACCAUUAUAAUACCAUUAGACUCUUAUUCCCUCUUACUCCCUUAUUCCUUUAGUACUUGGCCACAAUAUCAUUAUAAUACUAUUAGACUCUUAUUCCCUCUUACUCCCUUAUUACUUUAGUACUUGGCCACAAUAUCAUUAUAAUACCAUUAGACUCUUAUUCCCUUUAACUCGUUUAUACUAAUUUAACUGAAAGCAGCAAGUGACCCCAAAAGAAUAAUUGUGCAACUAGUAUAAACAUUUAAAAAUUGCAAGCAAGCAACACAAAAUGGAUUAAACAUUCAAAGAUUUUAGUACUUUUUGCUCCUAGGAAUAAGAGAAAAAAAUGAAAAGCGUUGUCCUAUUUCAGGCAUGGUAUAAGAGUGGCAACGAAACGUAUGAGAAUAAGAAUAAAAUAUAUCUUGACACACACAUAGCCAUGCACCUGCGGAAUUAACAGCGUCUUCUAUCUUACAAGAUGAACAUUACUGCAAGGUAUGGCUGAAAAGUGUUCUUGAUUUUAACAAAAGCGUUUAGUGUUUACAAUAAAAUUUUGAAUGAUUAGAAAAAGAUUAGCAUUUGUAUGUUGCGAAACGUCGGGAUGACCGUUGAAAAACCAUGAUAAACGCAUUUUGCUUGUUGAAUUUAACCAUUUGGAACCAAGUAAAUGUGCAGCGGAAGCAGAAAGAACAGCGCGAUGAGCAGCAUAUCGGCCACAGUCAAAGAAGAAAUGACUGAAAGUCUCACUGGUUGAACCACAAGAACAUAAUGGCGAUGGCAUGCAAUUUAUUAAGAACAAAUAAUUAUUUAAGGUACAAUGAAACAGGCGAAAACGGGUAUGAAGUAUGGAGGCGUAGCGAUUACCAAUGUAGAACAAUGUAUUUGGAAUUGGAUCGUCACGCCAAAUUUUGAGAUUGGUUUUAAAAUGAGGUAAAGAUUCAGAAGUUCGAACGUUUAAUGGCAAGCUAUUCCAAAGUUUAAUUUGAAGAAAUGGCAAAAUAUUUUUGAAGACGUUCUGUCCUAGCAAAUGGAACACAAAGGUCAUCAUGUGUCUGUAGCAUAUAAGCUGAUUUCGUGCGUAUGUGUUCAGGACACAAUUCAAGUAGGUAUGGUGGUGCUAAAUUAUUCAAAAUUUUGAACAUCAUAAAAAGCUUAUGAUCAGAGCGUCAGGAUCUGAGCCUAACCCAAGCUGUUUCCUUAAGUAGACUUUCAUGACUCGUUCCUUUUAUAGCACCCGUAACUAAUCGAGCCACAUCGAUCUACAAUUUUUCAAGAAGAUCACUAUCGGUUUCUGUACAACCAUCCCAAAUAAUGUAAUCUAAACACGAUUGAACUAAUGAUUUAUACAGAACAUCAAGGGUUUUUCUUUUUAGAAUGAACUUUAAGAGUUUAAGCAUAUUUAGUUUUUUAGAAGCCUUUUGAUGAAUUUUCAAGAUAUGAGGGCGCCACAAAAGAUUAAAAUGCAAGUGUAACACCUAAAUGCUCAUGAGAAGUGACAGCCCUAAUUAUUGUAUUAGUCAUAUAAAGUGGCGGAUGAAAUGGUUUGUCCCUUUUACAUGUGAAAAUCAUGGUUUCUGUUUUUUCGGGGUUCAUAGUGACAAGCCAUUGGUUUGACCAAGCCACAAUUGUAGAGAGAUCAUUAUUUAAUUUGUUAGCCGAAUCGACCAGCGAAAUUACUUCCUCCAUUAAUAAUGAGUCAUCAGCAAAUAGAAAACAGUCAGAUGAAAUAUUAGUUGCAAUAUCAUUGAUAUAUAUUAGAAACAAAAGAGGGCCAAGUACAGAUCCCUGUGGAACCCCAGCUUUAACAUUUUUCCAUUUAAAACUAGUUCCUUCGGUUGUAACACGUUGCUGCCUUCCAGUUAAGUAACUUUCGAACCAAAGUAACAAUGAGCCGUUUAUUCCAAUACUCCUUAAUUUAGCAAUUAGGCCUUUGUGCCAGACUCUAUCAAAUGCCUUGGAAAUAUCAAGAAAGACAGCUCUUACUUUGUUACCCCUCUCUAAUGCAUUAUAAAUCUUGUUCACAAUGUAAAUUAACUGCAUAACUGUAGAAUCACAAGGACGAAAACCAGACUGAAAGCGAUAAAAAAAUCCACAGUUUUCGAGAAAAUUAUAUAAUCUCAUAAACAAUUUUCUCACAAAUUUUGGAUAAAUUGACUAAUAAUGAUAUAGGGCGAUAAUUAUUCCUUACUUGUCUGUUGUCUUUUUUAAAUAGUGGAAUCACAUUGGCAAAUUUCCAAGCAUUUGGAUAUUGGCCAAGGCGAAACGAGGUAUUUAAUAAGCGAGUAAAAGGUUUGUGAAUACCAAUAGCGCAAAGUUUGAUAAUUCGAUUGCUGAUAUUAUCCAAGGAUAUUGGACAGGAUAUUGUUGAAAGAUUUCCCUACCAAUUUACUGCGGCCUCUUUUGAAAUUGAAGAUUUUUAAAAGCAUUAUAUUAUUUGCUCUGUCUGUGUGUUACUUUAAGUGUACCCUGGUUUCAGAGGCUCUUUGCCUCAAGAAACAAGAGGCGAGAAAGGAGAGCCUCUGGUCACAUCAGGGCCGUAUCACCAGGGGGCAGUAAGGCUUAUAUGUUGAAAAAAGUCCUAAAUAUCCACAGAAUAAUUAAUGACAUUCUAAAAAUUGUAAAUACAGUUUUCUUUAGGGGGCAGUUGCCCCUGCCGCCCCCUCCCCUAUGCUGUGUAUGGCCCAGGAUGACAUUAAUUGCAACUUCCACACUUGAUUAGGUUCAGAAUUUGAAUCUUGCAUGUGAUUGGCCAUUUGUAAAAAUAUGUCAAACCGGUUUGGGAAAUAAACAUUGCUGUAAGCUAAUUAUAGCCUGUAUUAAAAUUUCUAUUAAACUCAACCAAGCAUGUAUUACAUGUCCUGCAAAACUGAUUAACCCAUUAAGUGCCAGCGCUCUCCCCUUGACAAGUAAAAUCGUCUGGCAUUAGACAGAGUAAAAUACUAAAGUAGGGUGCAUCAGGGUGCAAUGCGACUCAAUGGAUUAACUAGACACAUGGGCAGAUAGGCCAGUUAACCCAUUAAGCGCCAGCACUCUCCCCCUGACGAGUAAAAUCGUCUGGCGUUAGACAGAGUAAAAUACUAAAGUAGGGUGCAUCAGGGUGCAAUGCGACUCAAUGGAUUAACUAGACACAUGGGCAGAUAGGCCAGUUAACCCAUUAAGCGCCAGUGCUCUCCCCCUGACGAGUAAAAUCGUCUGGCGUUAGACAGAGUAAAAUACUCUGGCGUUAGACAGAGUAAAAUACUAAAGUAGGGUGAAUCAGGGUGCAAUGCGACUCAAUGGGUUAAUAUUAAUAUGUUUAUCUCCUGAGAAAUUUGAUACCUUUUUACCUGUAGAGUAUUAAUAUUCAUGCUUGGUUGAGUUUAAUAGAAUAUUUUAAUACAGGCUAUAAUUAGCUCACAGUAGUGAUUAUUUCCCAAACAGGUUUCACAUAUUUUUACAAAUAUUGAACCUAGUCAAGUAUGGAAGUGGGAUUUGCAAUCGAUGUGACCGGAGGCUCUCCGUUCUUGCCUCUUGUUUCUUUCACCUUACAAAGAGGCCUCUAGAACCAGGGUACACUUAAGAAUAACACACUGGCAGACAAAUUGCUGCAAUUGAACUAAGUACCAUGCAGUCAAUAUAUCCCUGCCUGCCCGAUUCGAAUCUAGGAAAUGUGGGGUUCAUGGGGCAAAGCAGGGUCACUGAGACAAAACCAGAUAUUUAUAUAAUCCAGCAAUAUUGAUUAUAUGAAAUAAUAUAAAAAUUCGAAUAUUUAUGACCCCUGUACGCCAACAAAAACAGUCAGAACGAAAAUGUCAAAACCUAACACACCCGUUAGUCAGUUGAAAGAAAAAGAAGUAAGAAAAAGCAACAAUAUGAACGAAAUUCAAGAAAUGUUUAAAACUGUACUAAAGAAACUGGAGAAGCUUGAUAGCAUGGAGAACGAUAUGAAAGAGAUUAAAGCAUCGCUCGAAUACGCGCAGGCAGAAAUCGUAGAUCUAAAGCAGGAAAAUGAAGUAAUGAAGAAAAGUCACGGAACAUCAAUGAAAAAAGUCGAAAAAUUGGAGCGAGAUAAUGAAAUGCUGCGCAACAAAAUCGUUGACCUUCAGGCAAGGUCAAUGCGAGAUAAUCUUUUAUUCUUUAACAUGCCAGAAAACGUUGAAGAAAAUACAACAGAAAUGAUACAUGACCUUUUGGAAAAUAAAAUUGGAAUUGAAGAUGCAAGAAAUAAAAUAAAGAUUGAUAGAUCUCACAGAGUUGGGUUAGGUAAGGAUGAACGCAAAGAGACUCAAAGGAACGAAAAUUGGAAUUUCGGAGCAGUUCCCAGAGGAAAUUGAAAGUAUUCGGAAGACGCUAUAUCCCGAGUUGAAAAAGGCGAAACGAAAAGGUAAAAGAGCCAAAAUCGUAAAGGAUAAACUGAUAAUUGAAGGGCAAGUGUAUAAUAGUCAUAUUAGUCAAAAUAGAUCUUGAAACACUAUCUAUUAAAUACUACAUUUAUAAUACUACAUUAUGGCUAGUUUAAAUCAUGUGGGUAGCAUAAAGGAAAGAUGCUCUUCUUGUUUAAAAAUAAUUAGGGAAAAGCAAAAUUUGCUAAAAUGUCUGACAUGUGGCAGAUGGUUUCACGCUGUUUCUUCCUGCGUGAAGUCACUCGACACCAACAUUGCCGCAGGAAGUUCAAACAACAUGUAUCAAAAUUGUUUAGCUGAAAAUUUACCAUUCCAAACACUUGAUGAUUUAGACUACCAAUUUACUGUAUUAAAACGGAAAUAAUGUUAGUGAACAGGAUAUGGAUAGACUAAGGCAUUUAAAAUUUAAUCCUUUUGAAGCAGAUAGAAAUAUUGCAUUGACAGAACACAAUGGGAAUUUGAAUAAUUUAGCAAAGAUAAACUGUGAAUAUUAUCUACCAAAUGACUUCAAUCAACUGGUAAAAAAAGAAAAUUUUAAUAAUAAAUUUUCAAUGAUGCACUUAAACAUUAGAAGUUUAAAUAAUAAAUUUGAUACAUUUAGACAAUUACUAAACUCAUUAAUUAUACCAUUUCAUAUUAUAGGAAUAACUGAAACCUGGCUAAAUGGUAAUAGUGAUGAUCUUUUUAAGUUAGACAAUUACGACUUUGUAAAUGUGAACAGAACCAAUAGAAGCGGAACCAAAUGAAAUGAAAUACAAAAUACGCAGUGAUCAAAUCAUAAAUGAUGAAAAUAUAGUUGAAUCUGUUUUUAUUGAAAUUAUAACCCAUAAAAAGAAAAAUAUAAUAAUAGGUGUAAUUUAUAGACCACCCAAUAGUAAAUAUGACUUAUUCGAAAAUGAAAUUAACAAAAUACUAAGUAAAAUUGACAAAGAAAAUAAGAUAUGUUAUUUGAUGGGAGAUUUUAACUCAAUUCGAUCCGCCAAUAUUAAUUUCCGACGUAUAUGACUGGAAGAUUAAAUAUUAAAGAACUUCGCGAGUAUUUGCAGUAGACAUACGAAAAUACCACCAAAAAAUUCCGCUUGAUCGAUACUAUAUAUUCAGAAAUAUUCAUAUAAUUUUAUUGUUUCUCGCUCAAUUUCAAGCGAAUUUCUUACCUUGAAAUGAUCAAUGCGGUGAAAUUUAUGCAAAUGACACAUUAUCAAUUUUGCUGUUGCAUUUUGAAUGUUCCGCCUGAUUCAAAUGCUCGUCUUUUUGCUUCUUUUCAACGUAUAAUAAUAACAAAUAUACCAAAAGAAUCGCCAUCUUCCAUUCUAUAGCUCGGAGCAGUCUCGGGAAAUUGCAAAAUAAUCUAAGCCUAUUAUGGCAAUUCUCGUGAUCGGAAAGUGUUCGGCCAACUUCGGACGCCAAAUUCUUGGUAAAGCAUUACAGUUUCCUGGUAAAAGACUGCAGGAAUCACUUCCGGAGUGUUUGUUUACCCUAGAUACGGAUUUUGAUUGGCUUAGGCAGAAAAACAAAUCUUUUAGAGCAAUUUUCCUGAUUAUCGCGCACGGGAACGCACGAGCGUUGAAAUGUAUUGUGUUGUAGUUUUGUUUGAAUCGCAUUCUGAAGACGUUUUUGGCUUUAUUUUGCAAACUGAUAGUGCUAGUAAUGAUGGAAUGUCUUCGUAUGAAGACAAGUAUCUCAACCUGGCAUUGGGAGUCGUGUCUGGAGUUUCAAGGCAAGUAUUUGUAUCAUUUCUAGACAAUUUCUAUUUCAAUGUUUUGCCGUUGCCAUGGCGUUGUAAAUUUAUUUGUAUUUAGUAUAGCUUCACUAGUACGACCAAGUAUGUCCUCAUAUCGCUUUUUUGUGUUGAAAUAAUCGUUUCAUACUGAAAUUGACAAAUAUAAAUGGUAUUUAUUUAUAUUGUUGACGAAAAUUUAUGGUGUUUUAGGCAUAAAAAUCUCUGAUUCCUAGGCGAAGUAAAAUGAGCCUUGAGCACAUGUUUGGUUGUUUGUUACAUACAUAAUAGCCAAGUAUUCAUACUUAUAUCUUACUAGUUGGCUCUUAUUAUAAUUUUAAGUGGCACCAUGUCUAUAAAAGUUUUUAUUCGCACUGAUGAAUAUAUUGAUCCUGUUCCUAUCUGCUGUUCCUGUUUCAUAGCCUCAGGGAAGUAGAGUUCUGAUGAGUCAUGAGAACCCCACUCACCAACCCAGAGGGAAGGUAGGGGGAUGAGUAGAGGUAGAGGGAAGCCCAGCCAUUAGGACCUAAGGUUUCGAAAGCUCCCUGUCUAGCAUCCCCACUAGGCCCCAUAGUACAUGACGGAUAUGAUGAUCCUGACGCCAGGAAUGUUCUCCCAGAUUUUGCUCCUCACUGACAUGUCCGGGAUCCAUUUCGAUCAACUGUGAGCUUGAGUUCAUUCAGGCUCAAUGAACUGUGAGCUUGAGUUCAUUCGACUCUUUUUUACUAAGGGAAUGCUUCAGGAGGUAGUUUCCUGGCCAUACCAAUACAUAUGCCCACAUACAAAUAACUCAAAAGUUAUCCCCAUAUACUAAUAAAAGAAGGGUCUUGCAGUCCACCAACCUUGAGAGGUUGAUUGCCUUUUAGUAUAAUAUGCAGGUUUGCUAAAGUCGACAGUGAGAUUGAAAAUUAUUGGAGUGUAAAAACCUUAUAUCAUGGUCUGUGGGCAAUAGACAUAAUUUCUCGGGUUAGGUACAAAGCGCUUAUGGCGUUUGUGAAUAUGGUAGAUCCUGUACUAAAGACUACAGCAAUAAACUGCAUCAACAACUGUACCAGCCGUCACAGAAUAUUGUUGUUGCAGACAAACACACUGUCAAAUCAAGAAAUAGGUUGGGGGUUAGGCAGUUCAUGAAAGCUAGAUGACCUACUAUGUGGGGAAUAAAUCUGUGGGUUGCUGCAGACAAUCCUAAUGGUUAUAUUGCGACUUUGAAAUUUAUACAGGAAGAAGUCCAGAUAUUCAUCGCAACAGAUUUGGGUAUGACGUGGUGAUCUGAUAUCAGUUUGGUUACAGUCUUAGGUCUUUUGUAGUACAAUAUAAAGGAAAUAUUUUCACCACAUAAUCCAAUUAUGUGCUUUGGCAAACAUUACUGCUUUAGCAAACAUUACUGCCUUGGAAAACAUUACUUUUUUAUAACUACUAAUUAUGAUGAUGCCAGCCCAACAACACUUGGUCAUGCUAUUUGCAAAUAUUUUCAUGUUCUAGAUUGUGAAAACAAUCAAUUUCUAAACAAGUGAGUAGUGAUUAUUUCAAUAGCAUGACCAAAUUUUGAGGCUGGUUAUGCCACUAAUAACUAAAGUCAAUGGUGUAAUGAUUAUCUAAGAAUGUAUGUAGUAAUUGUAGAAAUAAAGACAUUUUGCUAAUCAUGAUUUGAGUGUUCUUUUGUGGGUAUCACAGACUUAUUUUGGUGCCAUACUAUCUUUGGAGAGUAAGAAAUAUUGGAAAUUUGUAUUGAUAACAUGUUGCAGCAAUAAAAAAGGACCUUUGAUAAAGGUAUUUGUUUCAUGUGAGCACAAAAUGUAAAUUUUACUCCACUACCUAGUUUAUAUAAAAAUUCAAUAAAAAUAUUUCUAUUUAUGCUACAUGCAUGAAACUUCGGGUACUUGUAGAUCAUAACCGUGUCUUUCAGUCAUAUUCAUAAAUUUUUUUGACAUAUUUGAAAUUUGAACCGCUAAAUACAUUUAUGCAUAAUUGCAACAUUUUUUUAUAUCAUAAUUUAUGCAAAUUUAUGCGAGUAAAUCGUUAACUAAGCUCCGGAUGAAAUUGAAAUUGGUAUCGUUGGAAAGCAGAAGUCCUCCUCUUUCGAACGAUGCAAUUUCUGUUUCCGUGCGAUGUAUAGUUUGAGAGAUAUAAGCGUUUGAAACAACACCACUCGAAAUUGCUACUUUUCGACCGUAUGAGAAUGAGUUAAUAUCAACCUGUUAAAAUCAGAAUCUUGUGAUUAUGCUAGUAGAUUUCUUGAACAAUUACUUACAUCAUCGUAUAUUCCACUUAUACUAAAACCAACAAAAAUCACACAGCUACACUUAUCGACAAUAUUUUUACUAAUGAUAUUGAAAUUACAAAUUCUAGUUCAAAUGGAAUAAUUUUCUCUGAUAUUUCUGAUCACUUGCCUGUCGUACAUGUACGUAAUUCUGAAACACACAAAGAAACUCUUCCGAAAAAUGAAUACGUUUUGAAUAGAAAUAUUAAUGGUUGAAACACCCAAUCAUUUACCAACACAAUCAAAGGUCUUUCUUGGGAAACAGUUACUUCAAACCAUGAUGGAAUAGAGUCAUAUAAUAAUUUUUUAAAUAUAUUUUCAUCAACCUAUGAAGAAAACUUUCCGUUAACCAAAAAGAAGGUAAAAACAAAAACUGACAAAAGAAAAAGCCCAUGGAUGACCAAAAGUAUUGCUAAAUCAGUUAGGAUAAAAAAUAAACUCUAUAAGAAAUUUAUGUGUCACCCUACAACCAACAACCAACACAAAUACAAACAAUAUAAGAAUAAGCUGAAUCAUAUUAUAAAAAUAGCAAAAAAGAAACAUUAUGAAGAACAAUUGAUCAAAUACAAAAAUGAACCAAAGUUAUUAUGGAGUACUUUGAAUGAAAUUAUGAACAAACGCAUGUGAGAAAGUAAUCUACUACAAAACAAUUUUCAGGAACCAAUCCUGGAGAAAUAAUAAGCAAUCCUCACGAAAUAGCCAAUAAAUUUAAUGAGUACUUUACAAGUAUUGGGCCAGGGAUUGCCAGUAAGCUUCCAAAUAUUGAAAAAACAUUCAAUGAGUACUUAUCUAACAGAUGUAAAAACAGCUUUUUUAUUGAACCAGUCACUAAGUUCGAGGUAGAAGUUGAGAUAAAAAACUUAAAUUCCCAAAAAAGUCCAGGAUAUGAUGGUAUAAGUACAAAAAUUAUCAAAAAUGUUGCAAAAGAAAUUUCUGAACCUCUCUCAUAUAUAUAUAAUUUAACAUUUGUCAGUGGAAUUAUUCCAGAGACAUUAAAAAUUGAUUUAGUCACUCCGAUUUUCAAAGAUAAUGAAAAAGAUAAAUUUAAUAAUUAUCGACCAAUAUCUGUCAUUACUUGUUUUGCUAAAAUUUUGGAAAAGCUUAUGUAUAAGGGAUUAACCAAAUUCAUAGCAAAAAAUAAGAUACUCACUAAACAUCAAUAUGGUUUUAGAGAGAAUAGAUCAACUGAACUAGCAAUAAUUGAACUUACUGAUAGAAUUACAAAAGCAAUUGAUAAGGGAGAAUAUACAUUAGGUAUAUUUCUUGAUUUAUCAAAAGCUUUUGACACUAUUAAUCACAAGAUGAUUCAAAAACUAGAACACUAUGGUAUAAGAGGGAUAACACAACAUUGACUAAUAGAAAACACUUUUCAAACUAUUUGACUAAUAGAAAACAGAUUGUAAAAUAUAAUGAAAUAAGGUCAAAGGAAAUGAUAACUAAAACUGGUGUCCCACAGGGAUCAACUUUAGGACCAAUUCUUUUUCUGCUAUAUAUAAAUGACAUUGAAAAUAGUAGUAAAUUACUAUCAUUUAUAUUAUUUGCAGAUGACACAACUAUUUCUUGUAGCAACAGUUGUUUAAAAACUCCUAACAACACUAUGCAGACUGAAAUAAACAAAGUUACUGAGUGGCUAAACGCCAAUAAAUUAUCCUUAAAUUUUAAAAAAACUAAAAUGAUAUUAUUUAGGUCUUCAAAUAAGAAACCUAAAACAGAAAUAAAACUUAGAAUAAAUGAACAAAAUAUAAAACAAGUUAAAAAUACAAUAUUUCUCGGUAUUAUCAUUGAUUUAUGUUUAAUGUGGAAUGAGCAUAUAAUAUAGCUCAGGUGGCGAAAAAGAUCACUAGAGCCAACGGUAUUAUUGCUAAGAUUAGGUAUUUCCUAAAUCGAAAUACUUUGAAAUUAAUAUAUUAUGCAUUGGUCUAUCCAUGUCUUAUUUACGGCAAUUUAAGUAAGAGUUAAUUACCGAGGAGGGCUUUAUGCUAUAUACAGCCCCGAGAACGCGAAGCGUUCGAGGGCUUUAUAUGGCAUAAAGCCCGACAUUCGAGGUAAUUAACUGACUUAUUUCAUGAUUGAAGAGGUUUUCUAACAAAGUUUUAUCAGUUGUUUAUAAGAGUUAAGUGUUUUUCAUUUGCAAAAGACAUUGUGAAUAAAUAUAAACUUAGUAUAAAUGUGUCAAAGAAGAAAGCUUUGUGAAAAGAGUAAGGAACAGUAAACUUUGUAUUAAAAUACAUAUUUUACAGAUUUUUAUACAGUAAUAGUAUAAAGUAGCCAGAAUAAACCUAAACCAUCUUAAUUAAGUAUAUUUAAAUUAUUUACAAUAUGUUCCGACAUGUCACAUGCCUUCCUACUCAAUUUAUUAAAUGAGUAUUUAUUCAAGUUGUGUAUUCUUGGGUUACAUGUGACAUCACAAAAGUGACAGGGGGGGGGGGGGGGUCAACUCUAAAACAAAACACAGUUAUCAGAGUGAGUUGUUCGUUUUAUCUAUUAACCUUGUGUUUGGUGGCAAAUACAAGGAAUUUCAUAUCAUUUUCUCACAGCAUAAUCAUCAAUACAUUUGAGGUUGACCCCUGUCAGAUUCACUGCAUAAUGCUGUAGUGAAACCCAAGAAUAGAUUAAUUUUACAGACUUUUGUAAAAUCCCUAACAUUUGUUCAGAAACAACAAAUUUAAGGAAAGCCCCUUUUUUAAGGGGGGGGAUAAAUCUUGCCAAAAAAGACAAUAAAGGGAGGGUUAAAAUUUUUUGUAAUAUUAAAUGUGGGGUUAUUGAAAAAGGAUGUGUUGAUUAAAAAAGGGGGGAUAAGCAAAAAAGCUGUCAUAAAAAUUGAGGAACAAGAUUUUUUCAAAAGUGCAAAAGGAUGAAGACUAAAUUUCAGGAGGAUUUUUGGCCUUCAAAAAAAUUCAUAUCAUAUUCAUAUCAUAUUGAAUUAAAGUUGGCAUGUCAUGUUGAUUAUUUUGUUGAUGAAUGUUUUUUAGAUACUACAUAACCUUAAAUUUAACAAUAAUAUUAAUUCUGCAGCAUUUGAAAGCAUCAACCUGUCAAUUUUGGUCUAUAAAAAGCUUUAAAAAGUUGUCACAAGGGGGGGGGGGGGGAAAAGUUUAAAAAAGGGCAGGCAUUGGUAAGAAAUUUGCAAAAGGCAAUAAUGAAUCUGUUUGCGGUUGAAAAAGCAUUGAAACUGUAAAAGGUGUCUAAGGCCUCGUUUACAUGAGACCGGAACGAAGUCAAACCGGGACCAUUUCGUUUCGGUCAUAGUAUUAUUUAUAAUAGAUGUUUACAUGAGACCGGGACGAAAAUAACUCAGACCGGUCUCAAGUCAUUCCGCCUGCUAGACCGAACCAACUGACUUCAGACCGGCAUGAAUUCAGACCAGGAUGAAUGUAAACACAAAUACAUUUCAGACCGGUCUCGGCUGUAACCUUGACAUUGGAACAACACAUGCUAACAAAAGUCAUGUAAAAAAGAAAAUUGCUUGGCAAGGGAAAUAAAUUGAAAAUUUUGUGAUUUUCAUACCGGUCUCAUGUAAAUUACAUGUUGACAAUUUCAAUUUUCAUUUUGGUUUGACUUCAUCCCGGUCUCAUGUAAACAGGGCCUAAUAUAUGAUGGGCAGCAGUCUCAAAUGAUUUUCUAAAACUAACUAUAAUAUAUUAUAGUCAACAUUUUGAGUAAUGCCUUCUUUAGGUUGAAAAAAUCCAUCAAGAUUGAAGCAUCAAUACAACCUGCACUAAUUCAUGCAUUUGUAAUUAUACUGUAAAGGACUACCUCUUAUUGUCCAUGCAAAAUUCUCAACUAUCUACAAAAUAUUAUUAGGCAAAGUCAGUUUAGAAAUGUUCUAUUCUUUUGACUGUUUUUCAUUUAAUUUUCGUUUUGGCAAAGGUUCAUCACUAUGCUGAACCACUUCUGUCAUUUCCCAGAAUGCCUGUCUGCUACUAACAUUACCUUCAACUGAUGAUGGUGCUAUAUCCAUAAAGGGUUUGCAAACUCAGAAACAUCCGGCCUCUUUCAUCAGCGGUAUGUUCCCCUUCCCUGGACCCAAUUGCUGCUUUCCAAUCCUCCAAGUACUUUAUGAAGGUAUUGUCCAGCCAUUGGUAUCACUAUCAUUUGUGCUUCAAUAUAAAUCCAGAACAUGGUUGUGGAGUGGACAUUGGGACAAUCAAGAAAGCUGUUCAUCAUUUUGCAGAACUUAGCAGUUUCAUCUGCUUCACCAGAUGGGUAAUGACGCUGAAGGGCUUCAGAAACGGUGUUACUUGAUGUAAUCAGCUGUCAACUUUGGUAAUUGGUGUAAAGCACAAUCAAGAUCAGAGAAAUACAUUUGUGCAAUGUGGUCCCACAGCAUGUAUUUCCCAUUGUUCCACAUGUAGCAAGUACGCUUCCUACUACCAGAGUUGAAUAAACAAUUCCUGGCUGUUUUUACCAAAUGUGGGAGGUCAGAAAAAUAGAUUUUUCUGUCAGGUGCAAAGACAUUGAAUGUCCAAUACAUGCCAUCUAUCUCUGUGCUAGCUACGUCAGCAUGGAGUUGAAAGAACAGAUGAUGUGGUGAGGCACCAUCACACACUGCUGCAAAAACCCACAGGUUACAGGGUUGCCACCGUGAAUUGGAAAGGUGGUGCUUACAGGAACAUUGAAAUAGACUUGUUUCAGGAAAACCGCAAUUGCGAAAUGAAGAAAUUGAUUAAGUCUAUGGGUGCUAACAAGACAGAAAAUGCAAUCGGCAGAGCAAGCAAAGCAUCAGGAGGGGUGACAAAGAUGGCCGAAGCAUUUGAGGAUCAGGUAAAGAUGCGCAAGAAGUCUUCAGCGCAUCCUGACAAGUCAGCAACUGAGGAUGAAAGGUUGAUAAGUAAGGACUUACAGGACUUACGACCUUUUAGGAAGGAAGAUGGUAGGAUGUUUGAAACAUUUGCUGGCAUUUCACACAACCCUAUACAAGAUGUUAAUGAACAAACAUGAAUGGACUGACAGAUAUAAGAACAAUAUUCUGAUGCAUUACCCUGAUGACUCAGAAGAACCAGAUUGUCCAGAUGAAUAAACUUUAAUUCUGGAGUUCAUCUUAUAAAUUGGUAUUUGGUAAUGGUACUUUAUUGUACAGUACAUCUGCAUAUAAUAAGCUGGCAUUUUUGUUGAUUGAAAUAUGCACUUUCAAUAAUUACAGUAUAUCACAACUACACUGUUUUCAACUUAGGGCCACCUUGAAUGGAAAAGAUUUCAAGUUUUUUUCUCAUGGGCUGUGGACAGAGAAGCAUAACAUACUUCAACACAUGCAUGAAAAAUAAUUCUUUAUUUUGACCAGUAAAUGUGGAAAUAAGCUUUAACACAAAAACGAGGCUCCGUGUCAUGACUUGUAGCCUUGUUUCCAUGUUAAUGCUUAUUUCCAUAUUUAUUGAUCAAAAUCCAAAAUUUUUUCAUGCACAUGUUGAAAAAGGUUGUUCUGCUUCUCUGUGCAUAGCCCAUGAGAAAAACAAACUUGAAAUCAAUUGCAUUUAAGGUGGUCCUAAGUUGAAAACAGUGUAGUUGUGACAUAAUUAUCGAAAGGGUGUAUUGUACUAUAUCAAAUCCAAUAAUAAUAAAACUCAUUUGCUGCCAUUUGAUGCCCAAAUGUGAUGACAAGUGUUUAAGAGCGACUGUCUACAAAAAUCAAACAAAAUGAGAAAUAUGUGGCAAGGCUCAAAAUUUUAAAUUCGCUCUACUUUUGAAUAUAAGUUGACUAUGGUGAAGUGAGAAACGUUAUGUGGUUAGUUUUUAAAAAUACUCUUUUGUUUAUGAAAAAAGGCAAAAAAAUGUUUCAGCUGUGAGGACCGAUUUUCGCAAUCGAAAAUGGCCGAAAUUGCGUAUGUUUACUUAAUCCUGGUAUCCAAACCCUAAAUCCAAAUAGCCUUAUUAUACUUUCUGUUAAAGCUACAUCACUCCCUCGUUUUGAACAUUUGUGCACAAUAAAGAGUGACGGGUACUGAUUUUUAAUGUUUGUCAUUGCAUGUAAAAAGUGGCAGAUUUCUCCAUUUGCCAUCCUUUCAAAUCUUAUGGGAUUUUGCACAAGCACUAUUGGGAAACUGCCCUUUUCAGAAAUGUAUUAUUUAUUUUGGGCAAAUAAAUUCACACGCUUUGAGAAAGAGUUAACUUUGGUUCAUUAAAUAUGCAAAAUCACUGUUUCGCGAUUGCGUGACAAAACACCCCUUGCAAUCUGAAACUCACUUAAAACAUCAUUGUUCUUCACCUUUAGUUUAGAGAAUUUGAAGAAAACAUAAAUAUACAUACCUUGAAUGCAAAAAGUUCCUUUGAGCUGUUCCACUUUUGGAGUUAGCCCUAACUUAACUACAUAUUAAACUCAAAGUUCAAGGAGUCCAGCUAACAAUGUGACGGAUAUUAACUAAUCAUGAUAACAAUAGCAUAGCGGCGUGCGGAUCGCAUUUUUUCGACAAUAAUCCACAUAAAAACAAUAUUAAAAAUACAAGUAAUGCAUCACAGUGGCAUUACUUUCGCCAAAUCGACAGGAAGCCCACCACCUAUAAUGUAAACAUUUGGUGACAAAUAGCUUUUUCAAUAUGUCAGUAUAAAAAUAAAAUAGAAUUUCUGUAAUGUUAACUUUGACUGUUUGUUUCUAAUAAUAUUAAUAAUUGUAAAUAAAAGUAAAUUACAGCAAUAAAAAACCCUCAAUUCGCAAUAAUACACUUAAUAGAAAAAAAUAUUAAAAAAGAAAUGACAACAUUACAGUAAUACAUCGCAGUGGCAUUACUUCCGCCAAAUCGACAGGAAGCCCGCCACCUAUAAUGUAAACAUUUAGCUUUUUCGAUAUGUCAGUAUAAAAAUAAAAUAGAAUUUCUGCAUCAUUAAUUUUGACUCUUUGUUUCUAAGAAUAUUAAUAAUUGUAAAUGGAACACGAAUGGAAGUUGUGUGAAUUGUUAGCUGAUUUCUGAUAGAUUGGAUUCCAAGAACUUUGAGUCGAUGUAUAAGGCGGAGAUGUAAACAACCGAACAGUCGAUAAUAUUAAAUUCCUGUUAUAAACUCCAAAAGUGGAACAGCUCAAAGAAAUUUUUUUCAUUCAAGGUAUGUAUAUGUAUGUUUUCUUCAAAUUCUCUAAACUAAAGGCGAAGAACAAUGAUGCUUUAAGCGAGUUUAUUUCAAGGCAGGGCCGUAGCAACCGGGGGGCUGGGGGGGCUGCAGCCCCCCAAUAAUUUUGCCAAUGAUGAUUAUUUUUUUCAAAAUCAUGCAGCUUUUAUCAUUUAAAUAAUAUACCUUUAAAAUACUGACAAUUGAUUAAUUUAAGCGGCUAUGUCAUUUCCUGCAACUUAUCCAAUACAUGGUUAAUUAAAUUAGUACACCUUCGCCCAUUGAUGGCCUUCGUCGCCCCUCGACAUUCUCGUUGGCCGCCAUCUUCCAUUUCAUACAGCACCAUUCGGUAUACUUGGUGUAGUCGUCAUUAUAACGUAACAAUGUCAGAAUAAACUUCAUUUUACGCAACGCUAUCGCUUAGUUUUUUGGAUUGGUAUAUAUUAAAAAAGAAAGCAAAUUAAAAAUCAAAGCAUUUAUAUAAUGAACCGACAAGGCAUCGGAUAAUUAAUCAUCCAGUUUGGACUUUUCUAAUCUCUUUUGAUAAUUACGUUUUAAUUUGUUUGGUAUAUACUGAUCAAUCUGAUGUCUUGAAGAAACCAAAAGUCAAUUUUGUCCUUUUUUAAAAACAAAAGCUCUGAAAAAACGCCCAGGUAAGUCUUAUUUGAAGGAUUUAUAGCGUAGCUUAAGUCCUAUAGAUAAUUUUUUUGUAACUCAUGCUUUAAAUAGCCCUUUAAUUUACAUGCCUAAAUAAUGUAUAUUUCAAACUGAGAGAAUUUUUACUGCAUGUUCAGUGGUUUGCCAUUGAUAUCGCAAAGCCAAGGUCAAGGACAAAUCGAAGCAGCAGAUGGCCAAUGUGAUACAAUAACGGAAAUACCAGGGCAUGAAGCUGUGUCGCAAAAUGAUGAACGAAACUUUGCUGAAUCCAUCAACAAAAAUGGAGACGAGAUGAGGUAUAUGUUUAAUUAUUAUAUUUUAUAAUGUUAUGUGAUACAGGUGUAUCAAAACAUGUUAUCGAACCUCAACAAGGUUUUGUUUCCAAUCAUCAAAUAUUCAGUUUAAUGAUCUAUUUUUUUCAGAGAAAGAAAGAGGAGUUUUUGUGUCUUUCCAAUGAUAUAUUUUAUUUUAUUUUAUUCUAUAACUUUAUUUUCACGUAUACAUUGUUAUUUGACAUCCACGGUAUUUUGUUUUAUGACAAACAGAAAUCAGAUAAUUAGUUUAUCAUUUCUCAGGCCGGACAAUUUAUCAUCGCUAACAAAGCCGUAUUAACCUCGUAACAUUACGUUUCCAAAGACCCAGUACAAGUUAUUCAAGCGAGCGUUCCAAAGUGCUUGGUUUGAUCGUUUUCUGUGGAUUCACUAUGUUGUGGUGAAUGAUGCUGCGUUCUGUUUUUCGUGUAUCAAAGCUGCCUCGCAGAAUUUAAUAACUUCAUCAAAAAUUGAACAAGCAUUUGUGACAGAAGGAUUUCGAAACUGGAAAAAGGCUUGUGAAAAAAAUUGCGGAUUCUACAAGCACCAGCAAUCUGAUUGUCAUUUGGAGGCUGCAGAAAGGUAUCAGUAUGCAACUUCAGGAGAAGACAUUGGCUCUGUUUUAUCAUCAGAAUAUGAGCAAAAAAAGGAAACUAACCGCAAAAUAUUAUUAAGGAUUCUGUCAAAUGUGCGAUACUUAGGUGGGUAAUUUAUAUAAUUGUUCCUUUAUAGUAUCGGCUACUAAUUUUACUAUUUCAAUUUUAAUUAGUAUAUUAACAGAAUUAACAAUAAUAUAUUAUAUAUGUAUAAUAUAUAUUAGUAUAGCCUGUUGGCUAACUUAAUUGUAGCUAAGCUGCAUGUAUGCAUUGCUAAACUAUAAAAGAUGAAUUACAUUAUAGCUCGUCAGUCGCUGCCAUCCAGGGGAAACUGGAACCAGGAAUAUGGAUCAGAGCACAAUUCGAAUUUCCAUCAAAUGCUUUUAGUUAGAGCAGAAGAAGAUCCAGAAAUAGUGCAAUGGUUAAAACGAAAGCAAAACAAGUUUACCUCACCCGAGAUCCAAAACGAAAUGAUACAGGUUUCUUUUUCUAUUUACACUGACAUGCAGCAGUUUGAUGUUUGAGUAUAUACUUUGUAUUCAUGUAAUAUUAGACUAACAUCUUUUCUUAAGGUUUUCACCCUCAAAAUAUUGAGAGAAAUUGCGUCAAACAUACGAAGUUCAGUUUUUUAUACAGUCAUGGCUGACAAGACGGCUGAUGUGUCAAAUAAAGAGCAACUUGUAAUAUGCAUACGUUGGGUUGAUGAUUACCUUACUGCUCAUGAAGAUUUCAUAGGAAUGCAUCCAAUCAAAAGAACAACUGCUGAUGUAAUAGUCCAUGUUCUCAAGGUGCUUCUCUUAAAACCUAAACGCAUCACCUAUUUUCGUUUUAACUUGCGUCUGCAGAGCCAUUUUCAACAUUGUAUAUCUUGUUUUAACUUUAGGACGUGUUACUUCGAAUGAAUUUUCGAAUUGAAGAUGCGCGUGGACAAUGUUAUGAUGGUGCGGCCACCAUGUCUGGGACCAAAACCGGUGUAGCAACUCAAUUUAAGUCAUUGAACGAAAAGAUGCUCUUUACCCAUUGCUAUGGACACGCCUUAAACCUGGCUAUCAAGGACACUUGCUUUAAAGUGGAUUGUCUGAAAGAAACGUUUGAGACAGUCUACAAAAUUUGCAACUUGGUGGAGAAAUCACCUCAGCGCGAUACCAAAUUGAUGGAUCUCCGUGAUGAAUUUGAAAAUGAGUCAAAGGGAGUACAUUCCUUCUGCCCAACGCGUUGGACCGUAAGAGGAGAGACACUAAAAUCCGUAAUUGAUAAUCAUAACGAACUUCUCGAACUUUGGACGUGGUCGCUUUCGGUUUUGAAAGACACUGGAAUGAAGGCAAGAAUAAUCGGUGUCAGUACAGUGAUGAAAACAUUUUCAUUUUAUUUUGGUUGCUGCCUUGGAGUGUGUCUUCUAAGGCAAACUGACAAUCUGAGUAAGACACUCCAAGAUCCACGAUUGUCCGCUGCAGAGGGCCAAGCCGUUGCUGCGAAAGUCUUGGAAACGUUACGUAAAGAUCGAAAUGACGAGAGAUUUGCAAUGUUUUGGCAAACACUAAUGAGAAGAAAAGAAAACUUUCCAGAGAUAGCAGACCCUGUGCUGGCGAGAAAACGGAAAGCUCCACAAUGAUUUUAGGAUGGAUCAACCGGCCAUUUCUUUGAAACAGCUGAAGACCAUUACAGAAAAAUCUUCUAUGAAGCUUACGAGAAUGUGAUUAAUAGAAUAGAAGCUCGAUUUGACCAGAAAGACUUCAAGAUCUACGUAAACUUACAAGAAGUUCUCUUGAGGUCCUUCAACGGAAUCGACAAUACUGACAAACUGGAAAAAACGGUGGCAAUGUAUAAAGGUGAUUUUGAUCAAUUUUGUCUUGAAGCCCAACUGAAGCUUCUUCCGUCAAUUGCACAAAAUGCGGGUUACCAGGUUGGGAAAAUCGAUAUUGCCGACGCGUUGAAGAUUCUUCGAAAUUUGGAUCGCGGUGAAAAGCUUCUGUUGUCUGAAGUGAUCAUAUUGGCAAAACUUGUCAUAGUUGCUCCGGCCACAAAUGCAGUUAGCGAAAGAAGCUUUUCAGCUUUAAAACGCUUAAAAACGUACCUCCGAUCAACCACAGGAGAUAAUCGACUUAACCAUCUAAUGAUGAUACACGUGCAUCAAGAUAGGACAGACGAGUUUGAUUUAAGAACGAUCGCAAAUGAAUUUAUUGCGGCAAAUGAAAAUAGGAAGCGUGUCUUUGGAUUUUUUAAAGAUUAG
Messenger RNA from Paramuricea clavata, 34613 nucleotides. The record is from the annotation of a GenBank genome assembly. Lineage: Eukaryota; Metazoa; Cnidaria; Anthozoa; Malacalcyonacea; Plexauridae.